CAGACGCAAAGACCCAAACAAGCAGAUGAAGUGGGGCAGCACACGAUCUCGUGACGCAAAGACAGAAGCGCAGUUGACAGUUUUUCACGCUGUAAUGUUUUGCAUAGCAACAGCCCCUCCCCCAUCCACCAGACAGGGAUCCUCUGCAAAUUACCCAACGCUGACAAAAACGCAAAACGGCCAGUCUUUUGAGUAAGACUGCCAGUGAAACAACAGUCAUCAGAAGCUCGCAUAUUUGAUUUUCACCUGAUUUUUCGGUGCGCUAAUGAAUCCGAACGAUCGCGUCUUUAACUUGCGCUGCGGCACUGAAACGGUUAAGUGUUUAACCGGAAAGGGGCGAAGUCUGCACAGCAACAAGCGCCAUGAUUGCGUUGCACUGUGCGUCUCAGCAGCUGGUGAGUGAGUGAUUCUUCUUUGCUCCAGUAGUUGCAUGUUACUGUGCGCUUGCAAAAAUCUGUCACGGCUCAUCUUCCCGCGGAUACGGAGGCACGUCCGUGCGUAAUUUGUCGCUGUGGCUCGAUGACGCGGCGGUGAUUUUUGCAGGAUUUAUCUCGCCGAACCGUCUCUCCUUGUUAUUCAGCAACAGAAAACUGACAAAAAAAAAAGGGUUUUGCAGACUGAAAAGUUCUCUGCGGUAGUCGACGUGGGUUUAAUCGCGUUUUAGCGCAUCACAUAAAACGGAGACCCUCAAAAUGAGCCUUUUUCCAUUUCUUUGUUUGGAUACAUGGAGCUGCAAGUCAGUUUCACUUUCGGGAUUGAGCGCCCAGAGCGGGACUGCUCUGUAUCCUUUUCAGAUGCUGCAUGUUCGUGCGUCAUUCAUAUAGUCCCCGUGCAAUCCUUCUGUUUGCGGGUGCGUGUAAUUCUAAAGUUCUCAUUUGAUGUUUUUGACGUCUGGAUCAUGUUCUUACAGGACGCGAUGGAGCGGCUGGAAGAGGAUUUGACGUGUCCAGUCUGCUGCGACCUCUUCGACGACCCGCGGGUCCUGCUGUGCUCGCACACCUUCUGCAGGAAAUGUUUGCAGGAUGUUAUAGAGGCCAACAGAGCUCCGCAUUUCAGAACACCUUUAAGAUGUCCAACCUGCCGCAAAGAGACGCCUCAGAACGGCGCAGACAGCCUGCAGAUCAACUAUUCCAUGCGCAGAAUCGUGGAGAAGUACAGUAAAAUAAGAUCCUUGCCCAGAUUACCGAGUUGCAAACAACACAGCGGACAGCCACUUAACAUGUUUUGCGCCACAGAUUUGAAACUCAUUUGCGGGAUUUGCGCAACGAGCGACGACCACAAAAGCCACGAGUUUUGCUCAUUGGAGGAUGCAUUCGAGAAGGAGAAGGCGGAGUUUGGAGAGUUACAUCGGGUGGUGGAGACCUGGGACAGCGCGAAGAUCCACUCAUGCGUGGAGACGCUGCAAAGCGGCAAAAACGCAGCGCUGCAGCGCGCGUCCGGUGACGCGGAGAAAGUAACGCAGUACUUCGACAGUCUGGUCGGUGCCCUGGAGAGCAAAAAGAGCGAGGUCCUCUCCGAUUUGGAGACGCGCAAGCAGGCAGUGAUGGAAGAGUUCGACCCGGAGAUCACGCAGCUGAGCGCGGCGCUGGAGGAGCAGACGCGCGCGCUUUGCGCUGCGGAGUGCCUCAGGAGCGUCACCGACCCCCAGUGCUUCCUCCUGCAGAUGCAGGAGUUUCGGGAGAGGGUGCGUGUCCUUCGGGAAACCCCGAUGCCCACUCGGAAAGACGCCGGUGCCUUCGUGCGUAAUUUCGAUGUCCAAAAAUGGGACUCGGUCAGACUCAGAGAUGUGGACAAGAUCUCUGUUCCACACAGAGCGGAGUGUUCCCGCGCAGCUCGCACACUAAUGGCACUGCUCGGAGUUCUGCUGUGCUGUGCGUUAAUUUGGAUCCAUCAGGCUGUCAUUCCUGAAUCAUAUCUACACUCUGAGAAGAAAUUUUUCAGUGAAGUUUACACGCAUCUGACUCACACUUUCCUCUACUGUCAAGAGAUGUAUAAAACCUUCGUGGGUGCAGGCCAUGAAUACAUCAACAGCUCUGUUCUCUCAGCUGUCGAUUUUAUUGGCAGUUUCAGGGUAUUUUAAUUACCAGCCUGUGGCGCGUGUGCGCCCCAUGCACACUUUGAUCCCCGAGGAUUUUACGCACUCCAAUGUGUUAAAAAAAAGUCACAUUGGCAACAUUUUUGGAGCUCGGGGUUGACUUGGUUAAAACAGCAAUAAUUUCUAAUAUAUUUUGAAAUGGAUUUCUUUUGCUGAAUUUUUUUUUUUACCUCCAUGUGAUCAGUUAGGGCUGUCAAAUAAAACACGAAUGUGAGA
Molecule: messenger RNA, 2311 nt
Organism: Thalassophryne amazonica
Lineage: Eukaryota; Metazoa; Chordata; Actinopteri; Batrachoidiformes; Batrachoididae
Gene: trim13
Product: tripartite motif containing 13
Exons: 1
Coding region: 725-2080 (451 amino acids)
Biological process (GO): innate immune response; positive regulation of macroautophagy; positive regulation of canonical NF-kappaB signal transduction
Molecular function (GO): zinc ion binding
Source: RefSeq, a predicted model, not a curated record